Molecule: messenger RNA, 2100 nt
Organism: Malus domestica (apple)
Lineage: Eukaryota; Viridiplantae; Streptophyta; Magnoliopsida; Rosales; Rosaceae
Product: splicing factor U2af small subunit B
Biological process (GO): mRNA splicing, via spliceosome
Cellular component (GO): spliceosomal complex; U2AF complex
Molecular function (GO): pre-mRNA 3'-splice site binding; metal ion binding
Source: RefSeq, a predicted model, not a curated record
AUCCCAAUUUCACAUAAACACGUCCAACGUCGGAACGAACCCUCUAGAAGAACCAGAACCACAAUUGCAAACAACCACUUCCUGUCUCCCCUUUCCUCAAGAUUUAUAGCCCACCCUCCGCCUCCGGCCACCGUCUCAAGCUUCCUCCCUCCGCCCAUUAAUUGACAACUACAGCAGAAUCGAAGACAGCCAUGGCGGAGCACUUGGCUUCGAUAUUCGGGACGGAGAAGGACCGAGUGAACUGCCCUUUCUACUUCAAAAUUGGGGCUUGCAGGCACGGCGACCGCUGCUCCAGACUCCACACCAAGCCCAGCGUCAGCCCCACGCUCCUGCUCUCCAACAUGUACCAGCGGCCCGAUAUGAUCACCCCCGGCGUCGACGCCCAGGGCCAGCCCAUCGACCCCCGCCAGAUGCAAAGGCACUUCGAGGAGUUUUAUGAGGAUCUAUAUCAGGAGUUGAGUAAGUAUGGCGACAUUGAAAGUCUGAAUGUCUGUGACAACCUAGCCGACCACAUGGUGGGCAAUGUGUACGUUCAGUUUAGGGAGGAAGAUCACGCUGCAAAUGCACUUCGGAACCUGAGUGGAAGAUUUUAUGCUGGUCGUCCUAUCAUUGUUGACUAUUCACCAGUGACAAACUUCCGUGAAGCCACCUGCAGGCAAUAUGAGGAGAAUACAUGCAACCGUGGUGGAUACUGCAAUUUUAUGCACCUGAAAAGGAUUGGCAGGGAAUUGAGGCGUGAAUUAUUUGGAAGCUAUCGGAGAAGGCACAGCCACAGUCGAAGUAGGAGUCGCAGCCCUUACAGGCAUCGUAGUUACGAAGAGCGCUCUCAUGGGAGCCGUGCUCUUAGCAGAAGGUAUGAUGAUGAUGAUCGUUAUCCUGAAAGCUGGAGCCGGAGGAACAAGACUCUAAGCCCUGGUCGAAAGAGAGGACGCAGUAGAAGUAGAAGCCCUGGAAGAAGAAGAAACCACAGUCCAGUUAGAGAAGGAAGUGAGGAGAGACGGGCCAAAAUUGAGCAGUGGAAUAGGGAAAAAGAACAGAAUGAAAAUGCUAGUAGGGUCAACACUGACAGAAGCGACAAUGAUGGGCAUGCACAUAUGGAAAAUCAGUACAAUGGCCAUGAGUAAGAGCAGCAAUAGCAACUUCCAGAGAAAUGAGGGUGGUGUGCAGGUUCACACUAGUGAUAUGGAAUUGAUAUGACUGCAUUUUUUUUAAUCUAAUUCAUAUGUAUGACUGCGUGCUUCCUGCAUGAUAUACCUGAAUAUAUUUUUUUCCCCUACUGCCCAAUAACAACAAAGCCUUAUCUCUUCAGCCGUAAGAAUGCUAGGACGCAAUUUGAACUGGAUAUUUGAAACAAACAAAAAAAAAAAAAAAAAACUUUUAGUUCUUAGCUCCCGAACAAAGAACUUCUGUCUGGGCAGUAGGGGCUGAUCUAACUUAGUUUAAUCAAAUUGGCAUUUUUUUUUUAUUUCCAUGUAAACCAAUCCCUAGUUGAUAUAUUACAGACGUGUGAAAUUUGUUUGCUUGUAUUCAUGCAUUCACAAUUUACAGUCAGGUUCUGUGACAACCACAAAUCAAGAGUAGUGAAAGAUCGAAUGUCAUGGUUCUGUCUUGGGUUUUGUUUUCUUCUCCCUUUGUAGCUUUAUUUAUUUUUCUGUUUCAGUUUACGGAAUAAAAAAAAGUCAUGAUCUUACAUUCUUGACAAGUUUUGCAGGUUCAGGUUCCCCUGCUUCUAUGGUCCGAGCCUUUUUCUUUUCAUUGCAGCUUACCAUGGAAUUUGUGUACAGGUUUGCUGGUGCAGUGUUUCAGGAUUCAGGAGAAUGUCAUUAUUCGAUGUUUCAGGUUUCGAUUCAGGAGUAUGAAAGUAUCUUCGUGUUCCAUUGCUCGAACGAAUGUUGCAGGUUAUUACUGUUGGUAGUAGUAGUAGUAGCCUAAAGUAGUAGUCUAAUUGUGUUGCAGGUUGAGUGUGGCAAACAAAAUCUCUCAUGUUGUUGAACAAGUUGGUUUACAUUUCGGAAUGUUCAAGGAUUAUCAUUUGAUGUUUUUAGUUGGCAUGAUCAUAUGAUGUUGUCUCUGUUUUAAUGAUAGACUAUCCUUCUCCAA